Molecule: messenger RNA, 1327 nt
Organism: Raphanus sativus (radish)
Lineage: Eukaryota; Viridiplantae; Streptophyta; Magnoliopsida; Brassicales; Brassicaceae
Product: transcription repressor OFP18
Exons: 1
Coding region: 277-1068 (263 amino acids)
Biological process (GO): negative regulation of DNA-templated transcription
Source: RefSeq, a predicted model, not a curated record
ACCAAACAAUAAAUAUCGAAGCCAAUAAUUUUUUAAAAAAUUAAAUACCAUUACAAAAAGACAACAAACCUUGAAACAAAACAAAUAAGCCUCUCUUCAGAAAAAGACGCACCCACCCUUUCGUGCAGCCUCUCCUUUUCUCUUUUCAAAAGCCUUAAAUAUUCCUUCCCUCUCACUCAUUAAUCACAUUCUGAACCCAACUCCAAAAAGAAAAGAGAAAAUCUACACUCUUCUGUAGUUUUAUUUUCUCAACAAUCAAACAAAAUACAAGAAAAAAUGGGGAAGAAAGUGAAGCUCCCAUUUCUGAACAAGAUCACUUCAUAUUCAUCUUCUUCCUCUUCAUGGCCAUCAGCUUCUUGUCAUCAACAAAACCCUAAGAAAAUAUUUUUCAGAGAUUUCUUCACCAUUAACAAACCUAAAAAUGUCAACAAACCCGAGCCACCUUCACGCAGCCUCUCCUCCUCCUCUACCACCACCAACAACAUGGAAAAGCCACGGGAGAUAGAGUGUAUAGAGAAUGUGAUUAGAGGACUAAAAUCGUCAAAAAGACUUAUCUUUGAACGUAGAGGAAGAUCAAACUCUAUACUAGAAGAAGUUACUAAGAGAGAUGAAGAAGAAGAUGCCCCUGAGGAAGAAGAAGGCUUCAUGCUCUUGUCAUUAGAAUCAAACGACCCUUACUCGGAUUUCAAGAAAUCCAUGGAAAAGAUGGUUGAUCUGCACGCGCUUCAUCAUGAUUGGAGAAGGCUCGAGGAGCUUCUUUUCUUGUUAUUGAAAGUCAACGUUAAGACAAGCCACAAAUACAUCUGCGCCGCUUUUGUCGACUUGCUUUUAAACUUAGCAGUAGAAUCUUCUAAAGACGUCGCCCAAGAACCUCGUCCUGUCCUCGUCGAGGAAUCUCCCUCGUCGCCAUUAUCAUUCUACACGUCGUACUCGUCUUCAGAUGAAACCUCGCCGACGUCUCUCCGGGUCUUACCGGAGAAUUUGAUAGGCGAGAAGAGAAGGGACGUUGUUUGCUGUUUAUCGUCGUUGUUUGAGAUGGAGGAAAAGAUUAAGGACAGUAUUGAUUAGAGUGAUUAUGUUUCUUCUUAAAUGUUUAUAUACAUUUAUGUCAUGUUUUAAAUUUAUAAGACAAAAAAAAAAGACUAGACACAACUCUGGUGACUCCAUGUAUAAUAAGCAGUGGCAUUAAAACGGUAAAUAGAAGUCGAACCAGUUUAUUAUUAUUUUUAAUACUUUGAAAAAGGGCUCGAACCAGUUUAUUUUUGCGCGAUCAGUAGGAUAAUGUGAUUUCUUUUUGUUUGUCAACCAGAGUAAUCUUGUUGACAAA